Molecule: messenger RNA, 1091 nt
Organism: Podospora bellae-mahoneyi
Lineage: Eukaryota; Fungi; Ascomycota; Sordariomycetes; Sordariales; Podosporaceae
Exons: 2
Coding region: 183-995 (270 amino acids)
Source: RefSeq, a predicted model, not a curated record
CCUGUCGCAUAUCGAUUUUUUGAGCUCUCAAUGGCCUCUCUCAUUUUGAACCUCUUACAGAAGCAUAAACUCAAGUCACCUAUAACAAUCUCAAUCAAUACACUCAACUCUGCCCCGUCCAUUAGUCUCAUCUCUCAAGUGUCCCACUUCUUAAUUCUUUCAUCGAUUGUGUCAAUUCGACUAUGUCCGAAGUUCCAGAUGCCAAACGUGUGAGGAGGGAAGACCUCUACUCGUCUUCUGAAGAGGGGGAAGUGCACAGGUAUAUAUCUUCAGAACAAGAUGCCAGCCUUCUCCGGCAAAAACUCUCCAGUCUCUUAGCCAUCAACCUCGCUGCGCCACCACAAGAUGAGGCCGAGGGUGAUGUCUCCAUGGCCGAUGCAGACCAAGAGACACAACCACCACUAGAAAAUGAAGAGAACCAAGAAGAAGAAUUUUCGUUCCGGCUCUUCUCAUCAGCACCAACCCAAAAAGUAGUGCUUGCGCCGAAAGAGGAUGAGCUACAGGCCUCAACAGAGGAAAUACCCUUCAAAGAACGGCCUCUCAGUUAUUACAUACAAGAGCCCCUCACCCCCGAACAGCAAGAGCAAAUACGACACUCCGCCAUGUCGGCCCAAGACAUUCUGGCGCUAUCGAAACAAAGAGCGUGGGGUUUAGAGGUACCAUGGAGGGUGACGAAGAUUGAGAUUGUGGCCACCAAAAAACCCACAACAAUGACUGCUGGAGGCAAGAGUGUAGAAGAGGGAGAUAAGAAGAAAAAGAGGCCAGGAAAGAAGACCAGGAUCAAGCUUCGAAUCAGGGAACAGAAGCGCAAGGAAGAAGAGAGCAAGAAGCUCACAAAGGAAGAGCACCUUAAGGAGAAGAAGAAGCGACUGAACAGGGAGAAGAAGUUGAAGAGAAGGCAGAAGGAAAAGGCCAAGAAGGCUGCGAAUGGAACUGCUGGCGACCAAGACGGGGCCGACAAAAUGUCGGAGGAUGGAGAUAGUGGUGAAGAGUGAGGGACAGUACCGCGAUAUUCAAUGAUGCCAAAAUAGCGUUUAUUUCGUAGCUAUCCGUAUCUCUAUCAAACACAUCAAUGACAUUCAGAAGAGCCG